Molecule: messenger RNA, 2929 nt
Organism: Sycon ciliatum
Lineage: Eukaryota; Metazoa; Porifera; Calcarea; Leucosolenida; Sycettidae
Product: cytoplasmic tRNA 2-thiolation protein 2-B-like
Exons: 19
Coding region: 129-1772 (547 amino acids)
Biological process (GO): tRNA wobble position uridine thiolation
Cellular component (GO): cytosol
Molecular function (GO): tRNA binding; sulfurtransferase activity
Source: RefSeq, a predicted model, not a curated record
GCAAUUUCACUUCAAUCAGUGUAUUUUCCAUAAAUUGUUGAACUCAUUGCACUGCUGUGAUUCUUCUCUGAGUCGUUGCUGCAUCCUGGUCUUGUGAAGGAGAGUUAGUAAUAGUGUGCUGGAGAAUUAUGUGUAGUAUUCAUGCUGAUGAUGAGCUCGGCGCUGCCGGCGUUGGAGAUCCAGCGCCGGUUGAACGUCGUGACUCAAUGGCAUUGCAGCAGAAGUGUCGCAAAUGUACCAAACCAGCCUUGAUAGCUGUGCGAACCAAGGAAUGCUUCUGCCAAGAAUGUUUCCUGUUGCAAUGCCGUCAGAAGUUCCGAACAACAUUUGGCAAGGCCAGGCUUAUCCACAAGGGAGAUACGGCACUUCUAGCGUACUCUGGCGGGGUAGCUUCCUCCACACUGCUAGGUCUCUCCAAGGAGGGUCUCAGUGACGCUGAGCAACGCAAGCUGCGCUUUGUCCCGACUGUGUGUUAUGUGGACGAAUCCUGCGUACACGGCUGGUCCGACAAUGAGCGACGUCGAACGCUGGGUAGUGUGCACCGCGUGCUGUUGGACAGUGGCUUCCCGUUCUGUGUUCUGCCUCUUGAACUGGUAUUCUGCGAGGACGGCAAUAUUGAGCAGUACUUUACACGCGCUGUAGUCAGUCCACAGCUACCGGACGCAGCGUCCGAUGCGGCCGCCGCCGGUGCUGAGGAGGCGGGUGAGGAGCGCCACUGUCAGCAAGGCAUCGAGCCAGUGCCGCUGCCGCCAGCACUUCCAUCGGAGCGCUCCCGUCUUGUCGACUGCGUGGCGUCGUGCAAAAGCCUGACGGCGAAGGAAGACCUGGUGUCGACUCUUCGAGCGCGCCUGCUGUCUGCCAUCGCCGCCUGUGGUCACUUUGAUUGGGUGCUGACAGGCGAGAGCUGCACGCGUCUUGUCAUUCGCACGCUGAGCGACAUCUCCAAAGGCAAGGGAGCAGCGCUCCCGUACACAACAGCGUUCGCUGACCGGCGUGAGAAGCAUGCAGCUUUCCUGAGGCCGUUACGGGAGUUCUCGUCGAAAGAGCUCGGCUUCUACUGUCACCACCGGCAAGUGCAGGUCAUCCAGCCGCUGGAGAUUGCUACAAAGGUGCCGGAGAAUGCCAGUCUGGACCGGCUGACGGAAGCAUUUGUGCUCGGCUUGCAGGCCAAUUUCCCGUCAACCGUCAGUACUGUGUUUAGGACCAGCGAGAAGUUGAGUGUGGCCGGUGGAGCAGCGGUGUCUGACGAACGCUGCGUCCUUUGCGGGUCACCCAUGGACGUACCGUUUGGCUCUGAUGACCAAACCGAGAUGUUCACCAAAGCGAGGUCAGCUGCCGGUCACCUGCUCGGCGGCGUGCUAGCCAACACGUCAGCAGCAGCAGCAACAGUGACAUCAUUAGCAGCGGCGAUGGCAUCAUCGGCAGCUGCUGCUGUCCCUUCCAGUUCUGCUGCUACCACCGCAACUACUAUCGCUUCUCCUGCGCUGUCGUCUUGUGCUGCUCCGGAAAACGGUGACUCGGCGGCAGGCUGUGGAGGCAGUUGUUCGUGCAGUGGUGGUGCUGCUGCUGGUGCAUCCGCACCGUCAUGCCAGCAGUUUACACCAGCAAUGCUCAAGCCGUUCACAUGCUACGGUUGUCGGCUUGUGCUCCAUGACAUGAAGCAAGAUCAGCAAUCCCUGUUCCCGACGCGAGUCACGCGUGAUGUGCAGUUGGCUUCUAAUCGGUCUGAGAUGAGGGAGCAGAUCAAGGAUUUCCUGCUGGAGGAUGACUGAGCGCUGCUGUGCAGCAUGCACCCCGUGUGGCUUACUUGCACGCCCCGUGGACUAUUGCGUCGGCAACACGCAGUCACGCAGCACGCAACGCGCUGGCUAUUUGCUGAUGGAACCAAGCUCAGCGCGGUUGUGUACUAGGUCUUGCUGUUACCACGGCACCUGGCUCGACUGGUUAACGUUGCCUUUGCGUGUGCUAUCGUCCUGGUAUAUGUACUGGCAGCACACAACACGGCUGGAGGCAGAGAGUAGUAAACUACUGGUAUUUUUACUACUCCCUGGCCGGAGGAGUACUUAUAGGAGUGUCACCAUGUCUCCUAGUGUGUGUGUCGACACGCUAGUUACCAGCAGAGCAUUGCCAGCCGUGCAGGCCCAAGUGGGCUGACCUGUUGACAUGCCACCUACCCGCACUGCAUUGUCGUGCAGUUUGAUGAAUGUGUGGGUGACAUCGCUUGCAGCAUUUCAGUGGCUGAUACGCUGUACACUGUACACUCUACACUGUACAACCACCUCUGCGCAUAUACUCUACUGGAACUGGCUAGCAGAUCUGCUUCUUCUCUAUAAGUUACUGCAUGUGUUAUGCUGGUGAAGCCCUGCAGUCAGCUACUCGAGCUGUCUAUUUCCUGACAGUAGUAAUAUUUUGAACUUAUUUUGAACUUCUUGAGGUAGCACUUGUGCGAUGUUGAUCAAGUUGCUCCGACUGAUAUACAUUGUUUAGAGUUUCACCAAGAGUACGUAACCCCCGGGGGUUAUUUACCUUGGUUUCACGAUUGAACACUCAUCAGACGAAUGACAAGGACUCACAAAUAGUUCAGUAUUAUAAGGGCAAAAGCUCCGAGUUUUUAUGAAUAAAUUUGCCCCCGUCCUCCUCCACUGUAUGCCUAUGCUCUGUGUAUGUUCUACACAUAGAGUACUGUCAGCGUGGCGCUGGCCUGCAUGCACUAUUGUGAUUACAUGCACAAUGGUGACCAAAGAAAUCCGACUCGCGAGUCGAAAGCAGCACGUUGUUUGCACGACGCACGGUCCAAAAACCCACCUGUGAGGGCCGCAUGAGCCUUGGCGCUGCUUUAAAUUUGGCUCAUGGGUCGGAUUUCUUUGUCCACGACUGUAUAAUUGUAUCAGAGUCUGAGUAUACAACUUUCUCUCUCUCUCUCUCUCUC